GCUCACAGAAUCAAACUUCAACUCCAUGUUCGUGACUAGGAUUCAGACCAGAGCUGUAUAGAUCCGGAGACAAGCAACCCCCCCCCCACACACCCCCAAAAAGUGGCUCUUUAGGGGGCCGAAAGCGGCGCCAUUCAGUGUCACACCUGCAGACUGCUCUGCUGCCUCACAGAUAUGCUGCACCGCUGGAGGUAGCACCGUGAGUCAUCCGUGCGCAGUGACAAAAGAAAGACAAAGCUCGCUUUAAAUGUCAGCAAAUCAAAGUCUCAUCAACACAAGCAAGGUCACCUUGUGUCGGAUCUAACGGAGAGCCGGGACUCGGGUCUAUUGUUUCUUCUUCGUCUUGUUUGAGUGGAAGAGCGCGGCAGGCUCUCGUCCAGGAUUCAGUUUAGUCACAAAAAAUUUUUCUUUUUCUUUUUUGUUUUUUGGACUGUACCUGUUCACCUGGACACACAUAGGCGCGCCCAGAGACAGCUUUGGGAGGGGAAUAAAGGAGAAAAAAAAAGUGACCAGGCUUUUUGAGGUGAGGACUUUGGCACAGGGUCUCGGGAGUGAUGGCGGCGUCUGCACCCUCCUCUUCUGGCGGCGAUCCGGAUCCCAACUCGACAAAUUUACGGCCACCGGGCUCAAGUUAUGAUGCUUGGUGUGGAGUUGCGCAUGGCUGUACUAGAAAAUUGGGGAUGAAAAUAUGUGGAUUCCUGCAGAAGAACAACAAUCUGGAGGAGAGGAGCAGGAUUGUGAGUUCCUUCAAGGAGCGCACAGCCAAGAACCUGCUGUCCUGCGAUAACAGCGGCGGAGAGGCGCGUUUCAGGCGAACAGAGUCCGACUUCUCCAAUCUGUACGCCAGAGAGCUGCUACCUGCCAAAAAUGGAGAGGAGCCAACCAUGCAGUUCUUGCUGGAGGUCGUGGAAAUCCUCACCAGCUACAUCCGGAAGACCUUUGACAGGUCUACCAAGGUCCUGGACUUCCACCAUCCCCACCAGCUGCUGGAGGGCAUCGAGGGCUUCAACCUGGAGCUCUCUGACCAGCCUGAGUCUCUGGAGCAGAUCCUAGUGGAUUGCAGAGACACGCUGAAAUAUGGAGUGAGAACAGGUCACCCCAGGUUCUUUAACCAGCUCUCCACCGGAUUAGACAUUGUGGGGUUGGCAGGAGAGUGGCUUACAUCUACAGCCAACACUAAUAUGUUCACCUACGAGAUCGCCCCCGUUUUUGUGCUAAUGGAGCAGCUGACUCUGAAAAAAAUGAGAGAGAUUGUUGGCUGGCCAGAUGGAGAGGGUGAUGGGAUAUUUUCUCCAGGUGGAGCAAUUUCCAACAUGUACAGUGUGAUGAUUGCCAGAUACAAGUUCUUCCCAGAAGUGAAGACCAAAGGCAUGGCAGCUGCACCCAGACUGGUCCUCUUCACCUCAGAGCAUAGCCACUACUCCAUCAAGAAAGCAAGCGCAGCUCUGGGCUUCGGAACAGAGAACCUGAUCCUUUUGAACACAGAUGAAAGAGGGAGAGUCAUUCCUGCUGACUUAGAAGCCAAAGUAAUAGAGGCCAAGCGAAAGGGGUAUGUUCCACUGUUUGUGACUGCCACCGCUGGUACCACCGUCUACGGAGCCUUUGAUCCCAUCAAUGAAAUUGCCGACAUCUGUGAAAAGUACAAUAUGUGGCUUCAUGUGGAUGGUGCGUGGGGAGGAGGUUUGCUGAUGUCCAGGAAACACAGACACAAGCUGAAUGGAGUGGAGAGGGCCAACUCAGUCACCUGGAACCCUCACAAGAUGAUGGGAGUGCCACUGCAGUGCUCUGCCAUUCUAGUCAGAGAGCGGGGACUGUUACAAGGCUGCAACUCUAUGUGUGCUGGAUACCUCUUCCAGCCAGACAAACAGUACGACGUUACAUACGACACCGGUGACAAAGCCAUCCAGUGUGGGCGGCAUGUCGAUAUCUUCAAGUUCUGGCUGAUGUGGAAGGCAAAGGGAACAGUAGGAUUUGAGCAGCAUAUUGAUAAGUGCCUGGAUCUGUCAGCCUACCUCUACAAUAAAAUCAAAAACAGAGAGGGAUUCAAGAUGGUGUUCAAAGGAGAGCCGCAGCACACUAAUGUCUGCUUCUGGUACAUUCCACCGAGCCUGCGCAGUUUACCUGAUGGUGAAGAGAGACGUCAGAGGUUGCACAAGGUGGCUCCGAAGAUCAAAGCAAUGAUGAUGGAGUCUGGCACUACGAUGGUGGGUUACCAGCCACAAGGAGAUAAGGUCAACUUCUUUCGCAUGGUCAUCUCCAACCCUGCCGCCACCAGGUCAGACAUCGAUUUCCUGGUCGAGGAGAUUGAGCGACUGGGGCAUGACUUGUAAGAGUCAUACCUGUAUUUUUUUUCUUAACAUUUUGUCUUUUCCAACUCUGGAGAGACUCAGGCUUGGCUUCGUAUCCCGUCUAUCUCCUCAAGACAUAUAGAGAUGUUGCUUAUGGGUCUUUUCUGCUAAUGCACAACAAAUAAUAACGCCAUGCCCUGUGUGUUUCUGUCUCUUGUCUUUUGCAACCGUGACAUAUACUUAACAUAUUUGCACAACAGGUUCUCUGAGUGAAAAGGUUUAAGCACAGUGGCAUUCUUGAUAAAAACAUACAUGAAGAGGAGAUGAAGCUGAGUUUAACAUGGGUUACUUUUUCAAUGAAAUAUGCAAUAGCAAGAAUGUCUGAACACUUGAUGAUUCUGUAUAUAGCUGCUAUGAAAAAUGAAAGACUGGUCAGGAUCUAAAAUUUAAAUAUUUUUUUCACAGAUGACAGUUCGGGGCGCUAUAUAGUAUAUAUGUACUAUAUGUGAUAAUUAUCAUUCGAUAAAAGGUAAAUAUUAAGACAGUUGCACCAUGACAUUUUAGCUAAUAUUUCCCUUUGAUAUACACAAGUGGGAAUAUAUAUAACACAGUCACUGUAACAGGUUCUGUACUUGGUUGCUGUGUUUUUAGAAAUUUUUGUGUAGAUUGUGUAAAGUACUGUUACAUUGCCUUUGUGCCAAAUGUGUCCUAGUUUUACAGUGAGAAAAUCCUAUAUGUAAAUCAACCAUAUGUUAUGUGGUAGCUACAUGACUUUAUUUAUAUUGAGAGAUUAUAAUUGUGAAUAGGUUGUCUGCUAUUUGUAACCUGCCUUCCUUCCUUUUUGGGAAACGCUGCUGUAUUAUAUCGCAAUGUUUUGAAUAACAGUCAUGUCUUUUAGUGUAUUUGUGAACCAAAGAAGAGUUAUGAAUAUGUACAUGUUCCUUGUUCUCCCUUACAGAGAGACUCAGAUGUUUAUAUAAGAGUACUUCAUUUAAUGCCUUUAACUUUAGUGCAAUCAGUGUUGUGUAACCGUGCAAUGUCAUUGUGAUUCACUGACUGGCAGUGUGGCCACUACUGCCGGUGCUUUGUUAAUGAUAAAAAAGCACAAUGCUAAACCUUGAUCGUGGGGCAGCUUUGAUUCGAGGGACACAUGAUUGUCUGUAUUAUAAUGUGUGGAGUGGAGUAAAAGUAUAAUAUGCAAACUUUUGUCUGUCUGAACGUCGUCGCCAUAGGAAUGUUUUUGUGUUGAGAAAUGGGGAUUGUUUAUCAUAGUAUGUUUUGCCUGAACAAUGAAGUGCACAGUGUUUGCUACUAUAACAAGCCUUAUUAAACAACUGUACACUCCCGAAUUAGAGGGACGCAAUGUCUCUUGUCAUAUUCAAUGUAAGUACUUUGGCAAAUCAUUUGCAAAGUAUUACUGGUGUAUCUACAAGGCUAAUAAAAACACAAGCUUUA
Messenger RNA from Pundamilia nyererei, 3743 nucleotides. Its product is annotated as glutamate decarboxylase 1. Gene Ontology annotation, molecular function: glutamate decarboxylase activity; pyridoxal phosphate binding. The record is from RefSeq and is a predicted model, not a curated record. The transcript has 17 exons. The coding region runs from base 555 to 2330 and encodes 591 amino acids. Gene Ontology annotation, cellular component: cytoplasm; presynaptic active zone. Lineage: Eukaryota; Metazoa; Chordata; Actinopteri; Cichliformes; Cichlidae. Gene Ontology annotation, biological process: GABA biosynthetic process.